AAUUUCACCAAACCCUAAAUAUCUUUGCGACGUCGUUUCCUUUUUGAGCCCAAAACGGCUCUAUUUUUCUAAAUCUCAACACUCUCUCCCUUAUCUACGGUGUCUCUUUCCUUUUACACUAGAAAAGUAGAUUUGAAUUCAUGGCGGACAUCAAGCUUUCAAAUGAGGUUAUUCUUGAGCAGCUGAAACAUGGGAUUGCUAAAUUCGAGUUGGUCUCUUCUCCUGUUCCUUCAAUUUCAACUCUGAACUCUCAAACAUGCUCAACUGCCACUUUCCUUGGAGACAAUAGCCACAGAUUCUUUGCUAGAAUUGCACCAUCACAGGGUAGAGGGUCACCGGCUAUGAAGAAAAUUGAGCGCUAUUCAGUUCAGAAAGUCACUGGAGAUGGCCGCUGUCUUUUUCGUGCCCUGGAAUCUGAGUUUCUUCUGGAAGAAACACUUGUUUCCAUCAUCCUUGUGGUCAAAGGAAUGGCUUUCAACAAGAGUAUUUCUCUAAACCCACGAGAAGAGAGAGAGAAUGCAGAUGAAUUACGAAUGGCUGUGAAGGAGGUUAUAUGUGAAAAUGAUAAUGAACGCCGCCAGCAUGAAGAAGCACUAAUUGCAAUUACUGUCGAUGAGUCCUUAAAACGAUACUGCCAACGAAUUGGACGACCUGAUUUCUGGGGAGGAGAGUCAGAGCUACUGGUGCUGUCAAAGUUGUGUAGGCAGCCAAUCAUUGUUUACAUACCAGAGCAUGAGCAUACAAAGGGUGGAUGGAGCUCUGGUUUUAUUCCCAUUGCAGAGUAUGGAGUUGAGUUCAGCAAGGCUUUAAGAAAAGAGAAAGCCAGGAAAGCUGUGAGGCUACUGUACAGUGGUAGGAACCAUUAUGAUCUGCUUGUCUGAGGAUUCAUUGUGCCUGAAAGGAAUAAGAGAACAAUACUGGAGAAGAAGAAAAAAAAAAACAAAAACUAGGGAAUGGGGAUGCCAUUUGAAAUUGUAUUCAAGGAAAAUGUACAACAUUUCACAGGAUAUAUAUUUAUAUAUUUUUAAAUAGUAAUGUUAGACAUAUAAAGGAUGUUGUAAGGUAUCAUCUGUUGCUUAAAGCAAAUGAAUGAAACCAUAUAUUUAUUUUUUUUGGUGA
Messenger RNA from Quercus robur (English oak), 1119 nucleotides. RefSeq names its product OVARIAN TUMOR DOMAIN-containing deubiquitinating enzyme 3. Gene Ontology annotation, biological process: endoplasmic reticulum unfolded protein response; protein deubiquitination. The record is from RefSeq and is a predicted model, not a curated record. The coding region runs from base 141 to 881 and encodes 246 amino acids. Gene Ontology annotation, cellular component: cytosol; nucleus. Lineage: Eukaryota; Viridiplantae; Streptophyta; Magnoliopsida; Fagales; Fagaceae. The transcript is spliced from 9 exons. Gene Ontology annotation, molecular function: cysteine-type deubiquitinase activity.